AUGCGCAGCACCUUGUGCACCAAAAUUAUAUUGUUCGGAUGGGCUGUCGCCGCUAGCAUACGUGGAACGCUUGCAGCCUCAGCUGGUUCUGAUGUUCCUUCGGCCGCGUCGUUCUACGUCCCAUCACUUCCAGACUUACACCAGGAUUCAUUACAUCCGCUUCGUAUAUACUCAGGACAUCUCUCAUCCGACACGAGCAAGGACGCAUCAUCAAGCACAGAUGUGACGCCGCACCUGUUCUUUGUGCUAGUAAAGAACCGCAGGACAGCAGAUAAGGAACGGGUGAUGUUUUGGUUUAACGGGGGCCCUGGGUGCUCGUCAUUUGACGGUCUGAUGAUGGAGGUGGGCCCAUGGCGCAUGGACGGCAAAGGUGGCUUUAAAGUAGUAGAAGGCGGAUGGGAGGAGUAUACUACUAUGGUCUACAUUGACCAGCCUGCUGGCACGGGCUUCUCCUACACUAGUACCAACAAACUUGUUGAAGGGAUGUCAGAGGCGUCAGCACAACUGUUAGUAUUUUUGGAGAACUUCUACAAAGUAUUCCCCGAAUAUCGAACUAUGGAUACCUAUCUUGGUGGCGAAAGCUUUGCCGGACAGUAUAUCCCAUUCUUUGCUGAUGCUAUUUUAAAGUCUUCACUCGGCACUCGCCUCAUGGGGGUUGCUAUCGGGAAUGGCUGGAUCGAUGGCCGAAGACAAUACCCCGCUUACAUAGACUAUGCAGUCAAGAUGGGAAUUUUGGUAGAAAACUCGGAGGAUUGGAAAUACGCGAAAGCGGAAACCGAUGCAUGUGUUGCAGAAUUUGACAAGUUCACCGAGUUCGAGCCUGGUAACGUACCUCGGUGUGAGCGUUUGGUGCUUGACGUCGCUCGUGGCCGAAACAAAGAAAAAGAUGGUUCACCCAUGUGCAUCAAUAUUUAUGACGUUCGGUACGAUGACACCAAACCUGCCUGUGGGAUGAACUGGCCUCCCGAUAUAAAACCCAUUACGACAUAUCUCGAUCGCCCUGAGGUUGUGAAAGCCCUGCAUGCCGAAGCCCAUUCAGAGGCUUGGGUAGAAUGUCGCGGAGCCAUUCAUUCAGCUUUCAACAGAAGGGAAAACAACUCUUCGAUAACCAUUCUUCCAAGCGUGAUUGAGCGCAUACCGGUUUUGAUAUUUGCGGGAGACCAAGACCUCAUCUGCAACCAUGUUGGCUUGGAAGCAAUGAUACAAGCAAUGACUUGGAACGGCGCCAAAGGCCUCGGAGUCGUGCAAACGCAAUCUUGGAGUGUCGCAGGUACUCCAGCAGGAACAUGGGUGUCUUCGAGGAACCUCACUUACGCUAAGAUUUUUAAUGCAUCACACAUGGCGCCAUUUGAUGUGCCGCAUGUUACACACGACAUGAUCCUCCGCUUUAUGGGCGUGAACUUCUCGGCGAUUAUGGACGGGUCUGCAAGGAUACCAAGCAGCGUUGGGACAAUUAUGAAACCUAUCUUCAUUGAAGAUAGUGAAGCGUCCAAGACCCCCGCUCCUGUGCCAGGAAAGACUCCUGAACAGGACAAGGCCAUGUGGGAAGCGUAUUACAAUGCGGGUUCCGCAGCCCUUGUUUUGGUUCUCAUCUUUUUGGCUCUCGGCACUUUCCUAUGGUGCCGUAUACGGCGACGCCGUGUCCAACUGCCCGUUUCUCAUCAAGAUGAAGAAAGUAUACCCUUGAAUUCUUCGAUCGCGAUGAAUGGACGGCAAGACGGAGAUGAAGAUGAUUCCGCUUCCUUCAAAUCCAGGAAGGGCAAGGAGCGCGCAGUAGAGCCACCCGAGCCACCGAUAUUCGAGUUGGGUGAAAGUGAUGAUGAAGAUAUGAAAUCUCCGUCACGGAAGCAAUCCUAG
Molecule: messenger RNA, 1857 nt
Organism: Pleurotus ostreatus (oyster mushroom)
Lineage: Eukaryota; Fungi; Basidiomycota; Agaricomycetes; Agaricales; Pleurotaceae
Gene: KEX1
Product: Cell death protease
Exons: 13
Coding region: 1-1857 (618 amino acids)
Biological process (GO): proteolysis; apoptotic process
Cellular component (GO): trans-Golgi network
Molecular function (GO): serine-type carboxypeptidase activity
Source: RefSeq, a predicted model, not a curated record